AUCAGAGCCGGAGCUGCCGGCCGGAUUCUGGUUCUGAUCGUGGAGUUAAAGGAACCUGAAGAAGGAUGGAAGGUUCUGGGAUGGUUCUGCUGCUGGUGCCGGUCCUGCUCGUUUCCCAGCAUGCCGCAGGGCUCCAGGUGGAGGUGUUUGAGGGGGAGGAGUCUGUCCUGCUGCCCUGUUGGGUACCGGUUAACGUGUCCAGAGGUUCCACGUCAGUUUGGGAUCGAGACGACUUCCGGAUCCCCACAGUCCAUGUCCGUGAGCCAGAUGGUGAUUAUCUGAAGGACCAGAACCAGCGCUACGCUGGUCGGACAUCAAUGAUGGAGGACGCACUGCAGACCGGAGACCUCAGCCUGACCCUGAGCAGACCCACCUUCACCGACAGCGGAACCUUCACUUGCACCGUCCGCCGGUUGGGAGAAGAUCUGCACAGUGUAAAUGUGGACCUGCAGGUCAAAGAACCUCCAUCAAGCUGGCCCUGGGUUCUGUUGGGGCUGGUGGUUCUCCUGAUUCUCCUGGUUGUUCCAGCUGUUAUUUGGUACCGCCUACGGAAAAAGAAGCUCACUGCAGUGGUUCCACCUGAGACCGUGGAGAUCCGAGAGGGGGUGAAGUCUGUUCUGCUGCCCUUUAAAACCAGCAGAGGUCUCCCCCAGGACGUCAAAGUGGAGUGGACCCGUCUGGACCCGUCUCGAGGGAACAUCACAAUCCAUGUGUUUGAGAACGGCCGGUCUGAACACCAGGAGAACAUUCCUGAAGGCCAAACCAAGAUGAAAGCAGACCUGCUGAGUAGCGGAGACCUCAGUCUGACUCUGAGGACCCCCCAGCUGAAGGACAGUGGGGACUACCAGUGUGUUGUCUCCAGAGGAGGAGACCUGCUGAGGAAGACUGUGACCCUCAAGGUCAAAGAGAGCCUGAUGGAGGAGGUGGAGGUCGCAGACAGAGAAGAGAACGUCCGGCUGCCCUUUAAUACGGCAGCUCACCUGCCCCAAGAUGCCAAAGUGGUGUGGAAGCGCACUGACAGAACCGGCACUGUGUACGAGUUCCAGAACGGUCAGAACCAGUCAGACGGACAGAACCCUGAGUAUCGGGACCGGACAGAGAUGAAUCCUGAUGCUCUGGGGACACGAGACCUCACCCUCACCCUGAAAGAUCCCAGCCAGAGAGACAGCGGCGUCUUCAUCUGUACCGUCUACAGCACCGACGGGAAAAUACUGGGACGGAAAGUAGUGACGCUCACCGUGAAAGUCUACAAGGUGGAAAAGGUCUCUGUGGAGGAGGGGACACGGUCGGUUGUUCUGCCGUUUAGGACAGCGCCUCGCCUGCUGUCUGGGAAAGUCACCGUGGAGUGGAGACUGGCAGACGUAGACGACAUGAUGCUCUACACUUAUGACAGAGGCCAUCACAGACCAACACAGGACCAGACUUAUGGAGGCCACACCAAGAUGAAUGAAGAUCUAUUAACAACUGGAGACCUCAGUCUGACCCUCAGUGACCUCCGUCUGACUCAGAGCGUUUAUACGUGCAGCAUCCACAAUGAGGGUGAAGAGAUCCUGCAGCAGAAGGUGGUGGUGCUCAUAGUCAGAGCUUUACAGGUAGAGGUGGUGGAGGUGACAAAGGGGGAACCAUCUGUGUCACUUCCUUUUAAAAUCCCUCUUCCUGUGGACGAGGACAUCAAGGUGGAGUGGACCCACCCUGGCUCCAGACAGCCUGAGGUCAUCACCUUUGAGAACGGAGAGGUUCAGGUGUCCAAAUGGAACCGGGUUUACCGCCGUCGCACAAAGAUGGAUGGAGACCUGCUGAGAACCGGAGACCUCAGCUUGGUUCUGAAGCGUCCCUGUGUCGCUGACAACGGCCUCUACAAAUGCAUGGUCUACAAGAGCCAGGAGGUCCAGCAGCAGAAGAUGGUGACGCUCAGUGUUAGAGAACAUAUGGAGAGCAGCUUCAAUGAUCGAAUCCCGUCAUUCAAGAGGAGAAGAACAGCGAGCGGUUCACCUCAUGAGCACAGUCUGCUGGCCUAGGGUUUGGACUCAUCAAUUAACCAGGACUGAUCUCUGGAUGAACCUCUGAAGCCCUGGGCCCCGAGUAGAGCUGCAAGUGACUUUAGAAAAAACAGCCCAAAGUGGCCAAUAACAAGCAGACUAUGCAACUCUGAUUAGGAUCAGGAUGACGUGACGUUAUAAAUCUGGGCUGAUUCUGUGAGACAUUGGUUUGGUUCUGGAGAACCCAUAAAUCUUCAUUGUAGGGUCCAGUGAAACUGAAAGUUGCCGUUGACUUACUGAUUAGUUAAAGAAUAGAAACUAAACAUAGAUCUACAAUGAAUGUAGACGUGUCAGUUGUUCUGUCUCCACUCCUCUGGUGGACCUGAGUCCUUCCACCCUGUGGGAACCACAGAACGCUGCCAUCUAGCAGCUGUUUCUAACUGUGUGGUAUGGGACCUGCACAGUCCAGGAGAGGAAGGACCUAGCAGUGGUGGUGAGGACAGAGCAGGGGAUUGUGGGAUGCCGUCUGCAGGAUCUAGACUUA
Messenger RNA from Fundulus heteroclitus (mummichog), 2523 nucleotides. RefSeq lists its product as uncharacterized. Gene Ontology annotation, cellular component: external side of plasma membrane. The record is from RefSeq and is a predicted model, not a curated record. Bases 66 to 2018 code for a protein of 650 amino acids. NCBI's taxonomy places the organism in Eukaryota, Metazoa, Chordata, Actinopteri, Cyprinodontiformes, Fundulidae. Gene Ontology annotation, biological process: immune response; cellular response to lipopolysaccharide; positive regulation of T cell proliferation. The transcript has 9 exons.